CUCUAACUGCGCUAUUAUCGUAAAGUAGCUGCAGUCGAUUAAUGACUUUUGAAUUUAGUUACGAGUUACGAGGUUCUUUAUUCAAGGUGUUUGUGUAACUAUAUCUGUGGUAUUAGAAUAUUUUAUAAAAUGGCUAAAUCAAAGCGUCAACGAAAGUAUAGCUUCACCGUCAAUCAAAAGAAGACAGUCCAGUGGAAGCAAGAGUUGGCUGACAAACUAAGAGAGCAAAUACAACACUAUGACCGUAUGAUUGUCUUCAGGUUUAUCAAUCCUCGUACAGACCUAAUACAAGACUUGAGAAAGAAGUACAGGAAAAGCAAAUUUUUCUUAGGAAAGAACAGAGUUCUACAGAUCGCCCUCGGCAGAACUCCUGAAGAAGAAAUUGAUGAGAACCUCCACCAGGUGUCUGCACAGCUUAUUGGCCAGCGAGGCAUAUUGUUUACCAAUGAAAAGCUUGAGGAUAUUAUUGAGUUCUUCAACAGUCACCGCGUGGCGGUGCACUCGCGGCCCAGCAACCUGGCGCCCAUGUCACUGACGCUGCAGCCUGGCGUGCUGGAGGGCUUCACGCACAACCAAGAGCCUUUCCUGCGCAAGCUGGGGCUCGUGACGCGCCUCAAGGUCCAAAACGCCGGAUGCGGUGUGCCUGAACUCCUCAUCCCCUUCACCGUCUGUACAAAGGGCAAGCGGCUCACUGCCCACCAGGCCACGCUCCUGAGGCUGCUGGGCUACAAGAACGCAGAGUUUCGCGUGCAUUUGUACAGCGCGUGGGAGCGUCAAACUGGAGUCGUCACCAAGAUCAUCUCGAAGAACAAACAAAUGCAGCUCGCCGGUGCUGACGAAGAGGGUUCAGACGGUGACAUCACCAGUGACGAUGACGUCAGUGAUGCUGAGGACGAAGAUGGGGCGGCUGGAAUAGACGAGGAAAUGGAUAUGGAGGACUAAGUCACCGAAGACUUGUAAAUCCUUGAGAAAAUAGUUUAUGUCAUA
Hyalella azteca is the source of this 987-nucleotide messenger RNA. It is a transcript of the gene RpLP0-like, whose product is annotated as mRNA turnover protein 4 homolog. Lineage: Eukaryota; Metazoa; Arthropoda; Malacostraca; Amphipoda; Hyalellidae. The transcript has 5 exons. Gene Ontology annotation, biological process: rRNA processing; ribosomal large subunit biogenesis; nuclear-transcribed mRNA catabolic process. Gene Ontology annotation, cellular component: nucleolus; preribosome, large subunit precursor. The record is from RefSeq and is a predicted model, not a curated record. The coding region runs from base 130 to 942 and encodes 270 amino acids. Gene Ontology annotation, molecular function: RNA binding.